AUGAACGCUGUCGACAUGGAGACAACGGGCACCACUGACUCAAGCGUCGGCCAUGGAGCAGGCGACGGCCCGAGCGUCCUCCUUCUCCCGCUCCCGGGGGCGCAGGGCCACACAAACCCGAUGCUCCAGUUCAGCCGCCGCCUCGCAUACCACGGCCUCCGCCCCACCCUCGUCGUCACCCGGUACGUGCUCUCCACCACCUCGCACCCUGUCGCGCCGUUCCGCAUGGCCGUAAUCUCGGACGGCUUCGAUGCUGGUGGCAUGGCGCUGUGCCCCGACUACGCGGAGUACUUCCCACGACUGGAGGCCGUCGGGUCCGAGACUCUGCGGGAGCUCCUUCUGUCCGAGGCGCGCGCUGGGCGGCCAGUGCGCGUGCUGGUUUACGACCCUCAUCUUGCCUGGGCGCUGCGGGUGGCGCGGGCGGCCGGCGUGGCCACCGCGGCCUUCUUCUCCCAGCCGUGUGCUGUGGACAUCGUGUAUGGGGAGCUCUGGGCGGGGCGGCUGGCGCUGCCGGUGACAGACGGGCGAGCACUGCUCGCGAGAGAAGCACUGGGCGUGGAGCUUGGGCCGGAGGACAUGCCGCCAUUCGCGGCUGUGCCGGAGUUGCAACCGGUGCUCACCAAGACGUCGAUUGGGCAGUUCGACGGUCUGGAGGACGCCGACGACGUGCUCCUCAACUCUUUCCGCGACAUCGCGCCAAAGGAGGCCGAGUACAUGGAGUUAACAUGGAGAGCAAAGAUGAUUGGUCCAACUAUGCCAUCGUACUUUCUUGAUGAUAAUCGCCUACCAUCCAACAAGUCUUACGGUUUCAACUUGUUCAGUGAUGGUGUAUCGUGUAUGGAUUGGUUAGACAAGCAUAGCAUGUCCUCCGUUGUGCUUGUAUGCUAUGGCACCGUCUCUAACUACGAUGCAACCCUGUUGGAGGAGCUUGGCAGUGGACUAUGCAAUUCUGGCAAACCUUUUCUUCGGGUUGUCAGAUCCAACGAGGCACACAAGUUAUCGGAAGAACUCAAGGAGAAAUGUGAGAACAAUGGAUUAAUUGUUGCAUGGUUCCACCAACUUCAAGUUUUGCACACAAGGCUAUCGGGCCCUCGAGUCCAUCGUUGCUGGAAGGGCUUCAAAACUCAAAUUCUCAUACCUGAAUCCUGA
Molecule: messenger RNA, 1149 nt
Organism: Triticum turgidum subsp. durum (durum wheat)
Lineage: Eukaryota; Viridiplantae; Streptophyta; Magnoliopsida; Poales; Poaceae
Source: the annotation of a GenBank genome assembly